This is a messenger RNA of Vitis riparia (riverbank grape), 1325 nucleotides long. RefSeq names its product basic leucine zipper 9. NCBI's taxonomy places the organism in Eukaryota, Viridiplantae, Streptophyta, Magnoliopsida, Vitales, Vitaceae. Gene Ontology annotation, biological process: regulation of DNA-templated transcription. Gene Ontology annotation, molecular function: DNA-binding transcription factor activity. The record is from RefSeq and is a predicted model, not a curated record. The coding region runs from base 89 to 1138 and encodes 349 amino acids. The transcript is spliced from 6 exons.
CUUUUCUCUCCCUCUCUUCUCAAAUUCUCACUAUUUUCUUCCUUCGUCCCUAAGAAACCUCCGAUCGCCGGAGCCGCCUCCACCUCCGAUGGACCACAAACCGUUUCGACACGACGUUGUUUCGCAUCAAUCCACGACCGAUUCCAUGAAGCGAAGCAACUCCGAGCUGGACUUUCAGGAGUUCGUCCGGCUCCCGAUCUCUCCUGUUUCGGCCAACAACGGAGCUCCGACCUCCAAGCCCGAAAUUCGGUCUCCGAAAGCCAGGACUUUCCCCGAACCGGUUGUGCUUUUCGGCGUCGACGAGGACAAAACCUUUGAGGAUGUUUGCGCCGGCGAUUUCAGCUUCGCUCUCAAGUAUGGGGACGCAAUGACUGGCUUUUCAGGUUGUGGGGGACUCACGGAUCUUCCCUGGUAUCAAAACCCCACCCCCAGGAAUUCCAGUGUGACAGCUACCAUUGAUUCCCAGUCCUCCAUCUGUGUUGGAACUCCAACUUCAUGUAAUAAGGCUUUGGGCACAGACAAUCAAGCAAGGGGGGCGACCAGUGGUUCUUCCAGGGAGCUAUCAGAUGAUGAAGAGAUCGACACAGAGUCUGGUCCAUGUGAGGAGAGCACAGAUCCUAAUAAUUUGAAGCGCAUGAGAAGGAUGGUUUCGAACCGGGAAUCUGCCAGGAGAUCAAGAAAAAGAAAGCAAGCCCACUUGGCUGAUCUUGAGUUGCAGGUUGAACAACUGAGAGGAGAAAAUGCAUCUCUAUACAAGCAGCUAACUGACGCUAGUCAACAGUUCGGUGAUGCCAAUACAAAUAACAGAGUACUUAAAUCGGAUGUUGAAGCUCUGAGAGCUAAGGUGGAGUUAGUUGAAGGCAUGGUUGCUCGAGGCUCCGUCACCAGUAGCCUGAACCAUAUCCUUCAAACUCAUUUGAGCUCACCCCAACUCCUCAGUACUCAUAAUCUCUGCCGGGUGGCUAAUGUCUCACCAACAAUCACUGUCCGUGGAGACGACGCCUCAUAUCCUGGAAUGACAAUUUCUGGGCAUAAUUCAGCCGCUCUUGGACUUGAAAAUGCUGAAAUCCGCAAUAGCGAAAUCAAGAACAGAGUUAUGAGUGAUGGUGUGAGCUGUGCUUCAGAGAUUUGGCCUUGAAAAUCUCCUCCUUUCUUCACUGCAUCCAUGACUACAGCCCAUGUCUGAAUGCCCUGGAGCAAUUCCUUUAGCUAUUAAGCCUAUUAUUAUGUAAGAAGGUGUUUCUUUUUUUCUUUUUCUUUUUUUAAUCCUGUGUUUUAAACUAAGAAUAUUUGGUGGGGUACAGAAACUUGGUUGCUUUAGUAAA